This is a messenger RNA of Dentiscutata heterogama, 1281 nucleotides long. The record is from the annotation of a GenBank genome assembly. NCBI's taxonomy places the organism in Eukaryota, Fungi, Glomeromycota, Glomeromycetes, Diversisporales, Gigasporaceae.
AUGACUUCUCAUGAAAAAAAUCAGAAGCAAUAUCGUUUCGAAACACUUCAACUUCAUGCUGGCCAUACCCCAGAUUCAGCAACUCGGGCUAGAGCAGUCCCAAUUUACGCUAGCGCCUCUUAUGUGUUCAAGAAUACAACCCACGCUAAAAAUGUUUUUAGCAUGGCUGAAGAGGCGUUUGCUUAUAGUAGAAUGUCAAAUCCGACAAUGAAGGUAUUUGAAAACAGAAUCGCUGCUUUAGAAGGAGGUACUGGUGCCCUUGCCACAUCUUCAGGUCAAGCCGCUCAAUUUAUCACAAUUGCUACAAUUUGUGCUACGGGUGACAAUAUCAUAUCUUCGAGCUAUCUUUAUGGAAUCAAUGUAAAAUUUGUACAUGGCGAUGAUCCGCAAGAUUUUGUCAAAGCGAUUGAUGAAAAUACUAAAGCUAUUUAUGUUGAAUCCAUGGGUAAUCCAGCAUUUAAUGUUCCUGAUUUCGAGGCGAUUGCGAAAGUGGCCCAUGAUGCGGGUAUCCCUUUAAUUGUUGAUAAUACAUUUGGUGCUGCCGGUUAUUUAAUACAACCAAUUAAAUACGGUGCAGACAUUGUAGUUCAUAGCGCAACAAAGUGGAUUGGUGGCCAUGGAACAACUAUAGGUGGUGUAAUAGUCGACAGUGGUAAGUUCCCUUGGAAUAACGGUAAAUUCCCAUCUUUUACCGAACCAGCUCCUGGAUACCAUGGUUUGCGAUUCUGGGAAGCAUGCGGAUAUCACUCCUUCAUUGUUAAAGCACGUGCGGAAAUCAUGCGUGACAUAGGUGCAUGUCAAAAUCCAUUUGGUGCUUUUCUUCUUUUAGAAGGUAUUGAAACUUUAUCAUUAAGAGUUGAAAGACAAGCAGAAAAUUCUUUGAAAUUAGCAAGAUGGUUAGAAACUUUGACAGAUGUUGUAAACUGGGUUUCGUAUCCGGGACUUGAGUCCCAUCCAUCUCAUACGAAUGCUAAAAAGUAUAUGAGAAAUGGUUUUGGAUGUGUGCUAUGUUUUGGUGUUAAAGGUGGUGAUAAGGCUGGAUGUUUAUUCAUAGAUUCGUUAAAGCUUGUCAGUUAUCUGGCUAACUUAGGUGAUGCAAAAACCUUGGUAAUAAAUCCCGCGCAAACAACUCAUCUCCAACUUACCGAUGAAGAACAAAUAUCAUCAGGUGUUACUAAAGAUAUGAUACGUGUUUCUGUUGGAUAUGAACAUAUUGAUGAUAUUAUAGCUGAUUUCACGCUUGCAUUCGAUAAAAUUAGAAAAGCUAACAAUAAAAUGUAA